AUGUCUCAGCAGAAACCUAUCUUCGUUGCAACCCAUCCCCGGGCUUGCUCCACGGCCUUUGAGCGGGUCUUCAUGACUCAAAGAGACACCAUUCAGUGUGUCCACGAGCCCUUUGGCGAUGCAUUUUACUACGGCCCUGAGAGGCUCUCAGAUCGGUAUGAAGCCGACGAGAAGGGCCGCAUUGAGAGCGGAUUCAGCGAGUCCACGUAUAAAACUAUCAUUGACAGGAUUGAGCGCGAAGGGAAGGAGAAUGAGGGCAAGAGAAUCUUCAUCAAAGACAUCCUGCACUACCUCCUCCCGCCACACGGGAAACCAGCCGGCAUUGCCCCUUCCCUCCACAGGAUCAAGCGCGGCGUAGGGACCGAGACAGCUACCACUAAGCCCUCUGCGGCCGUUGGCAGUAACGGAGAUUCCGUCGCCAACGGCCACCACCCCGUUGCCGAAGUGAAUGGCAACGGCAGCAUGGCCAACGGCGUUUCCGACGGUACCGGGGCAAAGAAGGGCAACAGCACAGCACCCUACCCAUAUGGUACCCCCUCCGAACCAGGAAACCCUACCGUCAUGCCCAAGGAGAUCCUGGAAACCUUCCACUUUGCCUUCCUUAUCCGCGACCCGCACUACAGCGUGCCCUCCUACUACCGCUGCACGAUCCCGCCCCUCGUUGCCAUCACGGGCUUCACGUACUACGACCCCGCUGAGGCCGGGUACGACGAGAUGCGCCGGUUCUUCGAGUACCUGCGUGCUGAGGGUCUGGUAGGACCUCACGUUGCGACUCGCGAGGCAGACGCCGACGAGAUCCUCGCCAGCGCCCAGGACGGCCAGACUUCCAAGCCCAAGCCUGUCUCGAGCCCAGACGCUAAAGUCGGCGUGGAGAUCUGCGUCGUCGACGCGGACGAUAUGCUCGAUAGCCCCGCGGCGAUGAUGGAGGCGUUCUGCCGCAGCGUCGGGAUCCCAUACACGAGCUCCAUGCUGAACUGGGAUACCGAGGAGGACCACGAGCGUGCGAAGGAGGCCUUCGAGAAGUGGAAAGGGUUCCACAACGAUGCGAUUGACUCGAGGGGGUUGACUGCUAGGAAGCAUCCCCGCGCCCCCAAAUCCGAAGAGCAGUUCGACGCCGAGUGGCGCGAGAAGUACGGCGAGGAGGGCGCCGCCCUGAUCCGCAAGACGGUCGACGCAAACAUGGCCGACUACCUCUUCCUCAAGCAGUUCGCGAUGAAAGUCUAG
Messenger RNA from Aspergillus mulundensis, 1224 nucleotides. RefSeq lists its product as uncharacterized. The transcript has 4 exons. The coding region runs from base 1 to 1224 and encodes 407 amino acids. NCBI's taxonomy places the organism in Eukaryota, Fungi, Ascomycota, Eurotiomycetes, Eurotiales, Aspergillaceae. The record is from RefSeq and is a predicted model, not a curated record.